This is a messenger RNA of Striga asiatica, 1455 nucleotides long. The record is from the annotation of a GenBank genome assembly. Lineage: Eukaryota; Viridiplantae; Streptophyta; Magnoliopsida; Lamiales; Orobanchaceae.
AUGCUACCAUUCAUGGCGCAAGGCCAUCUCAUCCCUUUCCUCGCACUGGCCAACCGAAUACACACCACUUUCGGCUUCACCGUCACCAUCGCCACUACCCCACUCAACGCCCGCUACCUCCGCGCCGCCAUGGCCACCCACACGGCCACGGGCCCCAAUCACAUCCAUAUCUCCGAGCUGGAGUUCGACGCCCCCCGCCACGGCCUCCCUCCAAACACCGAGAACACCGAAUCCCUCCCCCUCCACCUCAUCGUCAACCUCUUCCACUCCUCCACCUGCCUCGAAACCCCCUUCCGAGCCCUCAUCCAACAAAUCUCCUCCUCCGACGGCAAACCCCCGCUCUGCAUAAUCUCCGACGUUUUCACCGGCUGGGCAAACGCCGUCGCCGCCUCCUGCAACACCGUCAACGUCACCUUCACCACCGGCGGCGCCUACGGCACGGCCGCCUACAUCUCCCUGUGGCAGCACCUUCCCCACAAACACAAGGACACCGAAAUCGACCCCUACUUCAAUCUCCCCGGCUUCCCAGAUUCCAUCAAUUUCCACGUCACUCAUCUCCACCGCUUCCUGAGAGCCGCCGACGGCACAGAUCCAUGGUCCAGAUUCUUCCAACCUCAAAUCAGAUCCUCCCUCGACUCCUUCGGCUGGCUCUGCAACACGGCCGAGGAGAUAGAACCUUUGGGGCUAAACAUCCUCAGAAGAUACACCAACCGCCCUGUCUGGAGCAUCGGCCCUCUCAUUCCCCGAGUAAUGACGUCAUCCGGCAGCGUGCGGCACACGGGUCGUGAGCCCGGAGUUUCGACGGAGAUCUGCCUCCGGUGGCUCGACUCCCACCAGCCGAGAUCCGUCCUCUACGUGUCCUUCGGCUCGCAGAACAGCAUCGGGCGGCAGCAGAUGAUGGCGCUGGCGGAGGGGCUGGAGGACAGCGGGCGGCCGUUCGUGUGGGUGGUGAGGCCUCCGGUGGAGUUCGAUGUGCGAGGAGAAUUUCUACCGGAGUGGCUUCCUGAGGGGUUCGAGGGGAAGAGGCAGGGGCUGGUGGUGAGGGGGUGGGCCCCGCAGCCGGAGAUACUGUGCCACGUGUCGACGGGGGCGUUCGUGAGCCACUGCGGGUGGAACUCGGUGAUGGAGAGCCUGAGCCAGGGGGUGCCGCUGAUCGGGUGGCCGCUGGCGGCGGAGCAGGGUUACAACGCGAAGAUGCUGGUGGAGGAGAUGGGGGUUUGCGUGGAGAUGGCGAGGGGGGUGGGGAGUAGGGUGGAGAGGGAGGAGGUGAGGAGUGUGAUAGAGAGGGUGAUGGGGGAAGGGGAGGGUUUGAGGAGGAGAGCUGGGGAGAUUAGGGACAUUAUAACGAGGGCUCUUGCCGUGGACGAUGAGGAGGAGGAGAGUGGGUCGUCGGUUAAGGCAUUGGAUGAUUUUGUCACGGCACUCUUGUCUCGCCAAAACAAAGCAGAUGCAUGA